AUGGCGACGACCACCACCACCGCUGUGCCUUUGGCGGAAGCAACCAACCCAACUCCCAAGCCUGAAUAUGGACGUCGACCUCAGGAUUCUAUGAAGUCCAGUUGGCGCACCGCCAGCCGCAGCUCAUGGAAUCUGUGGCACUGGCUGAUUCACAUCACAAACAUCUAUCCAGUUCGGCUGGACAAGGAAAUUCCAGUGUUCAAGAAGGACGAUCCUUUGCCCUACUUUUCUCACCGGUAUGGACAUCGCUGGAUCUUGACACACGCAGCAUGGCCGAUGCUUAUCCAAUUCCUCGCGCAACAAUACACCGGCAAACCCUGGUCCGCUAUCGGCACCUUUUUCUUCUACACCUUCGCGAUGCAGUUCAACUCCAUCCAUCAGAUCUGGGUCAUUCGGCGCAUGUCACAUCAAUACGGCUUUCUCGACGGCGACAAGCAUGCACGAGACCAGGUUCCGGACAUCGGCGUCAUGAAGACAGUUCUCUCGCUACUCAAUACCACCACCUUCCGACCAAUGAUUGCAGUCAUUGCCUCGUACCAGCGCAGCACUGAGCUGCAGCUGAACCCGAAGUGGUUGCCCCUUGAGCUUGCACUCUACGGAGUGGUACUGGACCUGUUCUUCUACACCUACCACCGAUCUUGCCACGAGCUCGACGGUCUCUGGAAGUACCACCGCACCCACCACCUUACCAAGCACCCUAACGUUCUGCUCUCCUCCUACGCCGACGAAGAGCAAGAAUUCCUCGAAAUCGCUCUUAUUCCCUUCCUCACCUGGGCGACAAUGAAGUUUAUCCUCCGACUGCCUAUGGGCUUCCACGAUUGGUGGAUCUGUCAUCAGUACGUGAUCUUCGUCGAGGCAUUCGGCCACAGCGGUCUUCGCAUGUGGAGCACUACAAUCACCUUCGCGUCGCCCAUCCUUUCAUUCUUCGGCAUGGACUUGCAGCUGGAGGAUCAUGACCUGCAUCACCGCAAGGGCUGGAGAAAGAGCCACAACUAUGGAAAGCAGACUCGCGUUUGGGACAAGAUCUUUGGAACUAUGGGCCCGCGCAUUGAGGCUGUUGAAGGAAAUGUUGACUUCAACAAUGUUAUCGUCAUGCCGUGGUACUAA
Messenger RNA from Zasmidium cellare ATCC 36951, 1107 nucleotides. RefSeq lists its product as uncharacterized. Gene Ontology annotation, biological process: ergosterol biosynthetic process. Gene Ontology annotation, molecular function: iron ion binding; C-4 methylsterol oxidase activity. Lineage: Eukaryota; Fungi; Ascomycota; Dothideomycetes; Mycosphaerellales; Mycosphaerellaceae. Bases 1 to 1107 code for a protein of 368 amino acids. The transcript has a single exon. The record is from RefSeq and is a predicted model, not a curated record.